AUGUUGACGGCCCACGCCCGAGCUGGAAACGUGAAAGAGGCGAGACUUUGCUUCGAAAGAAUGCCGCACCGCGACGUGGUCUCGUGGAAUUCCAUGAUCCAGGCCUACGCCCAGAACGACUGCGUAGACGAAGCACUGGACUUGUUUGCGAAAACACCCGAGCCGGACCUUAAAGCCAUGCAAGUCUUCUCGAGCAUUCCGGACAAGAAGGACGUGGUUGUGUGGACGGCUAUGGUGGCGGCGUAUGCCAACAACGGAGACAUGGCAGGAGCUCGAACGGUGCUGGACAGGAUACCUUGCCGAGACGUCCCGGCUUGGAAUGCUGCGAUCACGGGCUAUGCCCUCAGCGGGUAUCCCAGGCAAGCACUGGAUCUCUUUGCCACAAUAGACGUGGAAGGACUGAGAGGAAGCGAGGUAACUUAUAUCGAGGUCUUAGAUGCGUGCGGCAAACAUGUCCUCUAUCCGACACGGGACAGAGAUUCACGAAGGCUUGGCUGCUGGCUGCUCGGACAACGCAAACUCGAUCAAAGUUGGCAAUGCGUUGCUGAGCAUAACGGCCACAACCCCGAGGCGGUGGAGCUGUUUCGAGUGAUGAAUGUGGAGGGCGUGGAGCCGGACGAAAUCACGUUUGUGAGCUUGCUGUCGGCGUGCAGCCAUGGCUGGAAACAGCGAGGUGGAGCUUUAAGUCGCACCAACGAGACUACCAGGGAGUUGACUCGGCUCCCACGCACUACAUGUGUGUGA
Molecule: messenger RNA, 744 nt
Organism: Selaginella moellendorffii
Lineage: Eukaryota; Viridiplantae; Streptophyta; Lycopodiopsida; Selaginellales; Selaginellaceae
Product: pentatricopeptide repeat-containing protein At4g02750-like
Exons: 3
Coding region: 1-744 (247 amino acids)
Biological process (GO): RNA modification
Molecular function (GO): RNA binding; protein binding
Source: RefSeq, a predicted model, not a curated record